Loa loa (African eye worm) is the source of this 375-nucleotide messenger RNA. RefSeq lists its product as hypothetical. The record is from RefSeq and is a predicted model, not a curated record. The transcript is spliced from 3 exons. The coding region runs from base 1 to 375 and encodes 124 amino acids. Lineage: Eukaryota; Metazoa; Nematoda; Chromadorea; Rhabditida; Onchocercidae.
AUGGAAAAAGGUGAACUUAGCAACUUCUCCGAGUCAAAGGAGGGAGGUAACGAUGGUAGAAACAUUAUACAUAUCGGAAAACUAAAUUAUAAAAAAGACUUCCCGGAAAGUGCAGCUGUAACCGAGAUAUCCUGGAGUCGCGAAAGAAAACUAACAAAUUCCGUUAAGUUCAUAAUGCUGCAAAUUGUGGACGUCUAUUACCUCCUCAUUUUACUAAAUCGUUUGCGACAUUUACAACUUAAUAGUUCAAUUGAUGAGUAUGAAGAGGAAAAUGAGUCGGAGGAAUUGGAUGAGGAUGGAAUACGAUGCGAAGAGUAUUAUCGUCGUAGUCGUCAUCGCUUUUCGGUCCACCUCGUGCCAUCCGUUUCGGGAUAG